GCCUGCGAUGAGCCCCUUGAGACGAACCGCGCACGCCGCCCGGGGGGCUCUGCGGGCACACAGCUGCCGGCGGCUUCUCCGCCUCUUCCUCCCCGCAGUGGCUGAAGCGCGGACGUCGGGUCACGGAAGCGCUCCGACUUCGCCGGUCAGCGAAACCGACCCCACUAUCAUGGCUGCCGGGACCACCCGCCCUUCUCUCCGCACGGGAGGCGCGUCGCUCUGCGUAUGCUCCGCGGGAUCACGGGGUCCGAAGUCUAGCGAGCGCGUGGGAUCGUCAGUGCAGAAUUGCCGCGGCGAAAAAAGAGCGAUGGUAGCGUCUCUGCACUCUAUCGUUGCUGUGUGCAACAACAUGGGCAUCGGAAAGGACGGGAAGCUUCCUUGGCCCCCGCUCAGGAAUGAGUUUAAGCAUUUUCAGAAAAUGACAAUGACAACUAAAGAAGAAGGAAAGCAAAAUGUGGUAAUAAUGGGUAAGAAGACCUGGUUCUCCAUCCCUGAGAAACAUCGUCCUUUAAAAAACAGAAUUAAUGUAGUACUCAGCAAGGAACUGAAGGAUGUUCCUGAAGGAGCCCAUUACUUGGCUAAAAGUCUGGAAGAAGCCCUAGAUCUCCUAGAAACAUCAGAGAUGGAAAGAAAGGUGGACAAGGUUUGGAUAGUUGGAGGAAGUUCAGUAUAUAAGGCAGCAAUGGAGAAGCCAAUUCAUCAUCAACUGUUUGUGACAAGAAUUAUGCAUGACUUUGAAAGUGAUACAUUUUUUCCAGAAAUUGAUCUUAAAAAAUACAAACUUCUACCUAAUUAUACAGGUAUCCCUACUGAUAUCCAGGAAGAGAAUGGUAUUCAAUAUAAAUUUGAAGUUUAUGAAAAUACCAUCUAGACUUUACUUGAUUUGAGCAAAAUGCCUCUGUACAUCUAACUCUUUUUGCUGAAUUAAUCAAGACUUUUGUCUGCCUUUCAUCCUCUUCAAGAAGAAAAGAAGGUGCUGCUUCCUUCCCGCAUUAAUCGAAGCUAUCUUGAAACAACAAAAAAAGACAUUUUCCCAAUAGCAACUCUACUGAGAAUAGCUGCCUCUGCUGUAAACAAAAAAGAUUUAUUUGAAAAUAUGCUGCUGAAAAUCAGGAAGAGGAGCAUCAGCAUUGCAUUUUUUAUGCCAGAAAGCAGGUGAAAGUCAUGAUUCUGAAGGUACUAAGAUUUAUUUUCCAGUUAAUUUUAAUAAUUAAUAAGAUAAAACAAGUUUCUCUUCUGCUGUUCAAUUCUAGCUCCCUCAUUAUUGUUCACAGAGUACAACAUAAACUGCAGUAUAUGGAUGUACACUAUAUAAAUGUUCAUAAAUACUUCUAUUAAAUACAUUCCAUGUUUAUUCUUCAUUAAUAAAACAAUGGAUUCUGAA
Molecule: messenger RNA, 1384 nt
Organism: Python bivittatus (Burmese python)
Lineage: Eukaryota; Metazoa; Chordata; Lepidosauria; Squamata; Pythonidae
Gene: DHFR
Product: dihydrofolate reductase
Biological process (GO): folic acid metabolic process; tetrahydrofolate biosynthetic process; dihydrofolate metabolic process
Cellular component (GO): mitochondrion
Molecular function (GO): dihydrofolate reductase activity; NADP binding
Source: RefSeq, a predicted model, not a curated record